AUGCACUGAUUUCAAUGGUGCGUGCACAAAACCAGGUUGAAAUAAACUUGAAAUCACACACAAACUAUGCAUGUUUAAGUUCCUGGUGUGUUGGUAGUAAGGUUAUGAUUUAUGUCGCCUUUUUACGACGAGACUAGUAUUAGUGGCAUACAACUAGGGAAAGCGUUUGACUGUAUAUGAAAAGAGGAAAAGGGGAUAUAUAUAUACACAAUUUUAAGUGCACGGAUUUUAAAAGUAAAAUGGCACCUUUGGCAGGGAAAGUGUGCAUUGUGACUGGCGCUACACGCGGCAUUGGGAAAGGGAUCGCUCUUCAACUCGCAGAGAAGGGGGCCAAGGUGUAUAUUACCGGAAGAACGUUGGAUCCCCCGAAAGCUUCGAAAGUGGGUGGGUCUCUCCGUGACACAGCGCAAGAAAUCGAGACUCGGGGAGGCACGUGCAUUCCCAUCCAGUGUGAUCAUUCCAAGGACGACGACAUCAAGAGACUGUUUGAGACGGUGAAACGCGAAAAUGACGGUCAGCUCGACAUUCUUGUGAACAAUGCCUAUUCAGCCGUAGACGCAUUAUUCGCGUCGAUGGGGACAACUUUCUGGGAACAGUCGCCGUCAAUGUGGGACGUCGUGAACAAUGUUGGGCUUCGGAACCACUACAUCUGCUCCGUGUACGCCGCACAAAUAAUGACUGAACGAAAACAGGGACUUAUAGUAAACAUAUCAUCUGUUGGUGGUCUGAGUUACUUAUUUAAUGUCCCAUACGGCGUGGGUAAGGAAGCGUGCGACAGGAUGGCCGCCGACUGUGGUUUCGAGCUCCGUAAGCAUAACGUUGCGUACGUUAGUCUGUGGCCGGGUUAUGUUGCGACAGAGGUGGUACUCAGUAAAUUUGAUCCAGCAGAGCAAUCACCGAGCAAGCGGAGAAUGCAUGAUAUGUUUGCGAAAGGAGAAACCACUGAAUUCUCAGGUCAGUGCAUCGCAGCGUUGGCAUCUGAACCGGAUAUCAUGCAAAUGUCUGGCAAGAUUAUGUUGACCUAUGACCUGGGCUUGAGGUACGGCCUGAAAGAUAAAGAGGGUCAUCAGCCUACGGACAUGUGCUCGGUGAAGAUGGCGUUGCUUAGCAGCGGGCGCACGUGGUUGGCCUCUAUGGUACCAUCGUUUGUCAGGUUUCCGAAGUGGAUGAUGGCUUUGGGAGGAAACAAGUUUUAUUAGUCUCUCGGAGCUGUAACUUGUACAGGAAUACUUAUAAUAAUAGUUGGAGGAAUGAAAUUCGGUAUGAGACAUACUCUGGUUCUGCACAUACAUGUACUUUCAGCGAACUCAUUAAAACAACUACGGUAGAGCAUGAUAGACUUGGAUUACUCUCUGUGUGUAUUCCUGUAUUAAAUGAUAUUAUGAACAUGUGUAUUUUUGUACAAGUAUGAAUUAGUUUUGCUUUGUUACGCACAAAAGUAUUAUUUUUCAUGAUCUGUAUUAGUUUCAUUGUUUUAUAAAAGCGGAUUGAUUCGUUUCA
Dreissena polymorpha is the source of this 1500-nucleotide messenger RNA. Its product is annotated as dehydrogenase/reductase SDR family member 1-like. The coding region runs from base 177 to 1199 and encodes 340 amino acids. Lineage: Eukaryota; Metazoa; Mollusca; Bivalvia; Myida; Dreissenidae. The record is from RefSeq and is a predicted model, not a curated record. The transcript has a single exon.